Microplitis mediator is the source of this 1157-nucleotide messenger RNA. RefSeq names its product transmembrane protein 98-like (gene Tmem98). Gene Ontology annotation, cellular component: endoplasmic reticulum. The record is from RefSeq and is a predicted model, not a curated record. Bases 216 to 878 code for a protein of 220 amino acids. The transcript is spliced from 4 exons. NCBI's taxonomy places the organism in Eukaryota, Metazoa, Arthropoda, Insecta, Hymenoptera, Braconidae.
AUAUCAACAUACAUAUCAUUUAUGAGCAAGAGCAAGUUCCAGGUUCGUAACAGUCAGUACCUCCCACCAGAAUGGCGCAUCAAAGUUUCUUCUCCAAAACGUUUAUAAAAGACAUGAUUUAAAAAAAAAAAAAAAGUUUAUCAAUUGGUUUAUUGUUGACAAGUAAUAUGACAGUAAAUAAAUGAAAUAAAUUGACGAUUGACAGUGAAAUAGACAUGAGUGCUCCGAUGUCAGUGAGUAGUGCGAGCUCUUCGACAGCACCAGGUAUGGAAACUGUGGUAGCGGUAGCACUGGGUGCUCUGGCUGCUGUAUUUCUUGGUGCCUUGUUUGUACUGCUGGUUAUAUGUCGUCGUCAACGUUGUUAUUAUAAAGACGCAGACUUGAACUCAGACUUGCUGGAAGUUGAUAACGGAUGUACUUUGGGCCUGGAUGCUUGGGAAGGCGAAGAAUGGCUUGCUGGUGCUGAAAGAUGGGUUGAUGAUGCUACUGGAUUAGCUCCACCUUGCAUCGCUGUAUUACGGUCAUGUCAUUCACUCGCUGCAAGUCUGACAGCUAUUGCUGGAACUGUCAACAGCAAUACUGUACCUCUAGAAAUUGUUGAUGUUGCGCGACGUAUUCCACCACGUGUUGAUGAUGUAGUACGCAGUUUGUAUCCACCAUUGGAUGCAAGACUCCUGGAAGCGCGUGUCGCUGCUCUGGUACUGGCAGUAACUCAUCUCGCGCUUGUUACCAAACACGGUGUUCCUAAAAGUCAAGCUAGGAAAUUAGCAUUCAUUGAUCAAGCGCUGCAAGACAUGGAUACUCAUCUACUGGUACUGAGAAAUGCUGCUCUAGCUCAGGAAACUACUUGUUCUAUUCCUGCAUCUACACCAGUUUAAUAUACUUCAUUUAUUUCUUAAAUAUAUAAAUAUAUAUAUUUUUUAUCUCACAUUAGGGUUAUUCUCUGACAGUGUCCUCACUUUUUAAAAAUUUUCAAUGACAACUGUCAAAAUGGUAUCAAAAUUUUAUCAAAAAAAUUACUUGCAGUUGAUAUCAAUUGGAAGUUAAACGAAAUUUUUUGAAUAAAUUUUAGUAAAAAAAUCUUAAUACCAAUUUUAUAAUUCGAAUUUUCAAAUUUUGUAGCCUGAAAUUUAUUCAACAAAUUUCGUUCAACUUUU